This is a messenger RNA of Jaculus jaculus (lesser Egyptian jerboa), 2770 nucleotides long. It is a transcript of the gene Dvl2, whose product is annotated as dishevelled segment polarity protein 2. Gene Ontology annotation, cellular component: cytosol. Bases 37 to 2247 code for a protein of 736 amino acids. The record is from RefSeq and is a predicted model, not a curated record. Gene Ontology annotation, molecular function: frizzled binding. The transcript is spliced from 15 exons. Gene Ontology annotation, biological process: intracellular signal transduction; canonical Wnt signaling pathway. NCBI's taxonomy places the organism in Eukaryota, Metazoa, Chordata, Mammalia, Rodentia, Dipodidae.
GUGGGCGGCGGAGCCCGGGAGCGCGCGGGCGAGACCAUGGCGGGCAGCGGUACGGGGGUCGGUGGUGUCGGGGAGACGAAGGUGAUUUACCACCUGGAUGAGGAAGAGACUCCCUACCUGGUGAAGAUUCCUGUCCCCGCGGAGCGCAUCACCCUCGGCGAUUUUAAGAGCGUUUUGCAGCGGCCCGCAGGCGCUAAGUACUUUUUCAAGUCUAUGGAUCAAGAUUUUGGGGUGGUAAAGGAAGAAAUUUCGGAUGACAAUGCCCGCCUACCUUGCUUUAAUGGAAGGGUCGUCUCCUGGCUAGUGUCAUCAGAUAACCCCCAGCCUGAGAUGGCUCCCACAGCCCAUGAGCCUCGAACAGAACUGGUGCCUCCACCCCCGCCAUUGCCGCCUUUGCCACCAGAGAGAACCAGUGGCAUCGGUGACUCAAGGCCUCCAUCCUUCCACCCUAAUGUGUCCAGUAGUCAUGAAAAUUUGGAGCCUGAGACAGAAACCGAGUCUGUUGUGUCACUGCGUCGAGAGCGGCCGCGGAGGAGAGACAGCAGUGAGCAUGGCGCUGGGGGCCAUAGGCCCAGCGGACCCUCCAGACUGGAGCGCCAUCUGGCUGGGUACGAGAGCUCCUCUACCCUCAUGACCAGUGAGCUGGAAAGCACGGGCCUGGCAGAUUCAGAUGAGGACGACGCCAUGAGUAGGUUCAGCAGCUCCACAGAACAGAGCAGUGCCUCCCGUCUCCUCAAGCGCCACCGGCGGCGGAGGAAGCAGCGGCCACCUCGCAUGGAGAGGACCUCGUCCUUCAGCAGCGUCACGGAUUCUACGAUGUCGCUCAACAUCAUCACGGUCACGCUCAACAUGGAAAAGUACAACUUCCUGGGAAUCUCCAUUGUGGGCCAAAGCAACGAACGGGGUGAUGGCGGCAUCUACAUUGGCUCCAUUAUGAAGGGCGGAGCUGUGGCUGCCGAUGGGCGCAUCGAACCUGGCGACAUGCUUUUGCAGGUGAAUGACAUGAACUUCGAGAACAUGAGCAAUGAUGAUGCUGUGCGGGUUCUGAGAGACAUUGUGCACAAGCCAGGCCCCAUCGUGCUGACCGUGGCCAAGUGCUGGGACCCUUCUCCCCAGGCCUACUUCACCCUCCCUCGAGAUGAGCCCAUCCAGCCCAUCGACCCUGCGGCUUGGGUGUCGCACUCCGCUGCGCUGACUGGCACCUUCCCCACCUAUCCUGGCUCCUCCUCCAUGAGCACCAUUACAUCUGGAUCUUCUUUGCCUGAUGGCUGUGAGGGCCGGAGUCUCUCCGUACAUAUGGACAUGGCAUCUGUGACCAAGGCCAUGGCAUCUCCAGAGUCUGGAUUGGAAGUUCGGGACCGCAUGUGGCUUAAGAUCACUAUCCCCAAUGCCUUCCUAGGCUCAGAUGUGGUUGACUGGCUGUACCAUCAUGUGGAGGGCUUUCCUGAACGUCGGGAGGCCCGCAAGUACGCCAGUGGGCUGCUGAAGGCAGGUCUCAUCCGACACACCGUGAACAAGAUCACCUUUUCUGAGCAGUGCUACUAUGUCUUCGGGGACCUCAGUGGUGGCUGUGAGAGUUACCUGGUGAAUCUGUCCCUGAAUGACAACGAUGGUUCAAGUGGGGCUUCCGACCAGGACACCUUGGCUCCUUUGCCUGGGGCCACGCCAUGGCCCCUGCUGCCUACCUUCUCCUACCAGUACCCGGCCCCGCACCCGUACAGUCCCCAGCCCCCGCCCUACCAUGAGCUUUCGUCCUAUACCUAUGGUGGAGGCAGUGUCAGCAGCCAGCACAGUGAGGGGAGCCGGAGCAGUGGCUCGACAAGAAGCGAUGGGGGUGCUGGGCGCACAGGGAGGCCUGAGGAGCGGGCCCCUGAGUCUAAGUCGGGCAGUGGCAGUGAGUCUGAGCUCUCCAGCCGGGGAGGCAGCCUUCGGCGUGGUGGGGAACCUAGUGGGACUGGUGACGGGGGCCCUCCCCCAUCGAGGGGCUCAACAGUGGGUACUCCAAAUCUCCGUCCUCUUCCGGGCCUCCAUCCCUAUGGACCUCCCCCUGGCAUGGCUCUCCCCUAUAAUCCCAUGAUGGUGGUUAUGAUGCCCCCACCUCCUCCCCCUGUCCCGGCAGCAGUGCAGCCCCCUGGGGCCCCACCAGUCAGAGACCUGGGUUCUGUGCCCCCAGAACUGACAGCCAGCCGCCAAAGCUUCCAUAUGGCUAUGGGAAACCCCAGUGAGUUCUUUGUAGAUGUCAUGUAGAGCCCAGCUUUGGCCACUUGGGCCUGUGCCCUUGGUCUGUGGUUUCAGCUUGGUGCUCUGUAGUGCCUGGGCUCAGCCUAGUGGCUGUCGUCUGCCGUAUCAUUGCCACUGUGACACUCACCAGCAGUGCCUGGUCCUCCCCCUUCCUCAAGGGGUAGACAGGGACCUUUGGUUAUUUUUAGCUUUAUUUUUUAUAAGCCUUUCUGGGGUUAAAAUAGUUUUUUACAUUUGGGGGGGAGUAUUUUUCUAAAUAGACAUUUCCUCUUUUAUAUGAAGAAUCCUUAUUUCCUGGGUCCCUUCUAACCCCAGAAUGUAACCACCUCUUCCAGUUGUCUAGUCAGUUCUGUUCCUCAGAGGGUGUGGGGGGGGUGGUUAGAGGUACCCUGGGAAGAGGAAGGGGGUUGGGUACCCUAGACAGCAGUCUAAGGAAGCUGGUGGGCAUUUGGGGGCUGUGUAGCUGCUUUUGUUAUUCUAUUUAUUUUAGGCAAUUGUAUAAAACACCAAAUAAAGCAAUAGAGGCAAA